Arvicola amphibius (Eurasian water vole) is the source of this 1480-nucleotide messenger RNA. RefSeq names its product ubiquitin-conjugating enzyme E2 variant 1-like. The record is from RefSeq and is a predicted model, not a curated record. The transcript has a single exon. Gene Ontology annotation, biological process: DNA damage tolerance; protein K63-linked ubiquitination. Gene Ontology annotation, cellular component: nucleus. The coding region runs from base 1 to 444 and encodes 147 amino acids. NCBI's taxonomy places the organism in Eukaryota, Metazoa, Chordata, Mammalia, Rodentia, Cricetidae.
AUGGCAGCCACCACAGGCUCGGGAGUAAAAGUCCCUCGAAAUUUCCGACUGUUGGAAGAGCUGGAAGAAGGCCAGAAAGGAGUAGGCAACGGCACAGUUAGCUGGGGUCUAGAGGACGACGAAGACAUGACACUUACAAGAUGGACAGGGAUGAUAAUUGGGCCUCCAAGAACAAUUUAUGAAAACCGAAUAUACAGCCUUAAAAUAGAAUGUGGGCCUAAAUACCCAGAAGCACCUCCAUCUGUAAGAUUUGUAACAAAAGUCAAUAUGAGCGGCGUGAGUAGUUCAAAUGGCGUGGUGGACCCUAGGGCCAUAGCAGUGCUGGCCAAGUGGCAGAAUUCCCACAGCAUCAAAGUCAUCCUGCAGGAGCUUCGACGCUUGAUGAUGUCAAAAGAGAACAUGAAGCUGCCACAGCCACCAGAAGGACAGUGUUACAGCAAUUAGUCACCAAGGCCCAGGCCUCCCCUCCCCAGUCCAACCUAAGUCUUCAUUUUCCACAGUAGUGAAUUUUCUAGAUUCAUCUUGUAGACCUCAAAGUCCUGGAGAGGAAGCGCCACUGAGACUUCAUCCUGAGACACUGUUCUGAUACUAAUUUCUGUCCAUUUGAAAUACCUGAGUUGUGCUGUGUAACGUCUUCUGUCGAGUGGAACCGCUGGCUGCCUAGUUGAACUUCUGGGAUCAAGAAGGUGUGUUGAAAUCAGUUUCCUUUGGGAGCGGUGGGCACAGCUAACGCAACUGUGAACAGACACGUCACACAAUCACCUGCUGCUGACACAUGGCCUGUGUCUGCCUUUGCCCGCCCCGCCCUCCUGCCACAGCUGUGUGGUGGCCCUUAGACUAGAUGGGAAGGCUUCAGGUAGCAGCCGUGGGACUACUGCUGGGUUUGGGGUGCUUUGGCUGUACCCCGGCUUCCUUAAGUCUUAAGUGAUGCCCCGUCCAAGCCAUCGUCCUCCCCCAUUCCUCCACUCCCGCCCUUGGCCAAGGCUUAGAUUGUAACCCUCCCCUCCCUCUGAAAUUGGCCGUGGGUGAGGAAUUCAGGGCUUCCCGUCUCCCCACCUUUAUCAAGGGGUGCUGCUUUCCCCCUCCUCAACUCCCUUGUUGCCCAUCACCACCCAACACUUGCUGUGGCCAGAAGCCAUCAGAUGAGGUUGGAAGAGCCUGGCCUCCCUCACUUAGCUCUGGACCACACAUUACCUGCCACCAGCCUGGGAAGGGGGUGCUGGGUCCCCAGCCCUGCUGCCACCAUCAGCCGAUGCACUUUGAGCUCAGGUCUCGAGGUGAACAGAGCAGUCACGAGGCAACAAACCUGCCAGCGCUCAGGGUCCUUGGUGAUUCCGCCUAGAGAAAGGCCAUGCGGAGAGUCCUAAGCGCACGGGGUUCUGUGUCGGUUCCUUUUCUCAUAAUCGCUUUGCUUUUACAAACUGAAGAGGUUUGGACAGGGCUCCCUGGCCACCCAUAAGGUCUGAUGUGGAGCCUGACA